Salvelinus sp. IW2-2015 is the source of this 624-nucleotide messenger RNA. RefSeq names its product cerebellin-1-like. The record is from RefSeq and is a predicted model, not a curated record. Gene Ontology annotation, molecular function: protein binding. Gene Ontology annotation, cellular component: synaptic cleft; glutamatergic synapse. NCBI's taxonomy places the organism in Eukaryota, Metazoa, Chordata, Actinopteri, Salmoniformes, Salmonidae. Gene Ontology annotation, biological process: maintenance of synapse structure.
GAGAAUGCGAGACAGGGAGGGAAAAGUGAGAGAAAAGAAACAGAAAAAGGAGUAACUUCCUCGUUGCUACAUGAAAACGUAGAAAUACAAUUAUUGCAAAGGGCUCAGAAUGACACUGAGCCAAUCGUGUUGGAGGGGAAGUGCCUGGUGGUUUGUGACUCCACCCCCUCAUCGGAACCGUCGGGUAACGCUCUGGGGAUGUCGGUGCGGUCGGGGACUGGUCGAGUGGCGUUCUCCGCUGUCAGGAACACCAACCACGAACCCUCAGAGAUGAGCAACCGUACUAUGACCAUAUAUUUUGACCAGAUCCUUGUGAAUGUGGGCAGCCAUUUUGAUCCAGCACGGAGCAUCUUCGUAGCGCCAAGAACAGGAGUCUAUAGUUUCUGUUUCAAUGUGGUCAAGGUCUAUAACCGACAGACCAUUCAGGUGAGUCUGGUUUUAAAUGGACAUCCGAUCAUCUCAGCCUUUGCCGGGGACCAAGACGUGACCAGGGAAGCAGCCACCAACGCUGGCCUGGUCACCAUGGAGAGAGGAGACAAGGCUUAUCUCAAACUGGAGAGAGGGAACCUGAUGGGGGGGUGGAAAUACUCCACCUUCUCUGGGUUUCUGGUGUUUCCUUUGUAA